UAUUAAUGAGGCCUGCAGGUGUCGCUGUUUUGCCCCUGGCUCCUUGCAGCAGGAAACACACUCUCAUUCACAGAGAGUGAGAGGCAUCAGCACUCUGCACUGCACACUCCCACCAACACACAUUUCAUUGUCCCAAAGCCUGGAAAGAGGGGAUUCACCGGACACUUCUUCUCCUUUCUUAAAUCUGAUUUAAAAUGAAGGAUUUUGCUCUUUUGUUGCUUUUAAACUGACACAUUUCCAUAAUCAUGACCCGGUAGCUUGAACCCGGAUCUGCACCGGCUUUGACUGAGCGACACCUGCUCACACACUCUCUCUCUCUCUCUCUCUCUCUCUCUCUCUCUCUCUUUCUUCUUUUCCUCUCUCUAUUGUCUCUGGCAUCUCCGCAGCUCGCAGCCAGCAGCGCCGAGGAGGUGGAGGAGGAGGAGGAGGAGGAGCGGGGUGUACCUGACACCUACUGCCGCGAGUCGCAGCUCUGUUCUCCCGCAGAAACACCCCGGAGUGGCCGCCACGGGUGCCUCCUGCUCUCGUGUGUUAGUUAACCGGAGCUCUGUGCAGUUUGAACGGGGGAACUGUGCUUCAGCUGACAGACUGAAAACUCUUCAACAUCAACACUGCAACAAAACACAGUGACGACAGGAACCCUCUGUGAAGUCCUGCCUGAUUCACCCGGACCCCAAAUCUUCAGGAUUUUUUCUGACUGACUGUAAUUGUAAAAGAAAGAAAAAGGACUACACCUCAGAAGAUGCGUCUCCCGGUGCUUCUCUGUGUGUUGGUGUGUCUGUGUGCAGCACCGGGCCCGGUGGCCGGGGCGGACAAAAGCUGCUCCGACCUGCGGCAGUUCUACACCGGGAAAGGGUUCACUCUGACCGAGGUACCUCAGACCGAGAUCUCCGGUGAACAUCUGAGGAUGUGUCCCCAGGGUCCGACCUGCUGCACCAGCACCAUGGAGGAGAAUCUGGCCGGUCUGACCGCCCAAGAGACCGAGGGACUGAUCAGAGAGGCCGGCAGGUCGCUGCAGGCCGCUUUCAACGCUCUCCACAGGAGCUUCGACACCUAUUUCACUGAGCUGCACAGUCACUCAGAGCGCUCCCUGCAGGAGGCGCUGUCUCCACUCGGCCCUCUGUACUCCCAGAACACCCGUCUGUAUGGCGAUCUCUACACUGACCUGCGACAGUACUACCGGGGCUCUGCUCUCAACCUGGACGAGACCCUGUCUGAGUUCUGGUCCCGCUUGUUGGAGCGCACAUUUAAAUCCUCCGCCCCUGCAGAGGUCAGCCUAUCAGAGGACUACCUUGAAUGCGUUGCUAAGCAACAGGAGACGCUGCGGCCAUUUGGAGAUGUCCCUCGGGACAUGAAGGCAAAGGUGAUCCGGGCUUUUGUCACAGCCCGGUCGUUUGUCCAGGGGCUGAUAGUCAGCGGAGAGGUGGUCAGGAAGGUCUCUCAGGUUUCCCUGAGUCCAGAGUGUAUGAAGGCUCUCAUGAAGCUGGUUUAUUGCCCUCACUGUCGCGGCAUGGCCUCGGUCAAACCCUGCUCCAACUACUGCUCCAAUGUCAUGAAGGGCUGCCUGGCCAACCAAGCCGACCUGAACCCGGAGUGGCAAAACCUCAUAGACACCAUGAUCCAGGUGGUGUCCAGUUUCAGCACAGAGCCCAGUCUCGACGUGGUUCUCGCCUCCAUCCCUGCUCGAAUCUAUGAGGCUGUUCACUACCAGCAGCAAAACAUGGAUACGUUCACAGCAAAAGUGUACCAGAUGUGUGGAACUCCAGGUGAACCAGGGACAGGAAGUCCCGCCCUUCAUGAGCAGAGGAGGAAGAGCGGCUCCCUGACCGCCUCAGAAUACAAACCCUCCCCGACUGCUGGACUCAGACUGGAGAUGCAGGUAUCAGACCUCUCCAGUAAGCUGAGGGAGAUGCGACAGUACUGGACCCAGCUGCCUAUGGCACUUUGCAGCAAACUGGCAGCAGGAGGUGCCAGUCAGGAUAAAUGCUGGAAUGGCAUUACCAAAGCCAGAUAUCUCCCAGAGGUGAUGGGUGACGGCUUGGCCAGUCAGAUCAACAACCCAGAAGUGGAGCUUGACAUCACAAAGCCAGACAUGACGAUCCGGCAGCAGAUCAUGCAACUCAAAAUUAUGAGCAACAGGCUGAAAAAUGCAUUGGAUGGCAACGAUGUGGACUUCCAGGAUGCGAGUGACGACAUCAGCGGCUCAGGAAGUGGGAUGUGUGUAGGUGGACAGUGUAGUCGGAGCAGACCGGGAUUGUACGCCUACUCGCCAGACAACAACCGAGUUAGAGGCGCAGCCACGUCCCAAACCUGCCUCUGUAGCCUCCCGCUCCUGCUCCCAUUGGUCAUCCUGCUGCUUCAGCGAUGAUGGACCGCUGCUGCUGCUGCCUCCAGUCAGACUCUGAUGUCUACAGCAGGGCUGAACCUUGGGACAGACAAAAAAAAAAGGGGGUUUGGUGGGGGGAAGAUUGGAAAGUAACUUUGCCAAAAAAUUGAAAAAGACAUUUUGGGGAGUAAAUGGACAAGAUUUUCUUUGACCGAGAGGAGCAAAAAUUGACAGUGACAAUACUCUUUGUUUUGUUUUGCUCAGUCUUAAUAUGUCUUAGUGUGAGUGUGAUUCAGUUUGUUGUGCUGGUUUCAGUGGAUUCUUGGGAUGAGAAUUAUGAGAGAAGAAGAAGAUGAAGAAGACAAAGAGAAUGAUGACCUUACAGUGAUGAAGAUGAUGAGGAUAUGGAUAAUGAUUUAUUGACUUUCUAUCAGGUCCAUUUAGCUCCAGCGUCCAGUCAGCAGGUGGCACAGCUCAGUGAAAAAAAAUGCUUAGUGCCCAGAUGUGUGGUGCGUUCAACAACACUUUUUUAUUUUACUUUAUUUUUUAACUCGAGGUUGUCUACCUUUACAAACAUUGUGUAAGCUGUAAAUGUUUGUGUACAUUAGCUAAAAGACUGGCACCAUAUUCAGCCAUGAAUGUACAGUAUAAUACUAUAUUGGCAAUGAAUCCCCCAUAAUCUGUGAUGUAGUUGUCCAGAUGUUUUUGGUGUGUGUUGGCAUAAACAGAUACAUUCAGUACGAUUCGUCUGAAAUACUAUUGCAGAUAAAUUAUCACACUCCUGAAAUGUAUGAGAUGUUGUGAUUGCAAGAUUUUACCUCACUUUGACUGUAUACCCAACCAUUUCAAAAAGAAAAAGGAAACAACCACUUUUUUAACAACUCAUCACCUUUGUAAAGAAAUAAUCCGUCUCAUCAAAGCACAGACUAGCAGUUUCGUUAAGUACAUCGGACAUUUGUGACAUCACUCUCACCAGGUUUUGUAACUGCAAAAUGUUAAAAAAAGAAAGAAAGAAAAGGAAUCACUAUAAAAAAAAAGAUAAGGUUUUCAGUUUUUGUACAUACAGUACAGGAGAUUUGCAGAAUAUUGACAACAUGUGUACGUUAGCCUGGUGAUACAUCACUGACUCGGCAUGCCUCUUUUUCAGUCUACACCACUAUACUGGUACAUAUGGGACUUCUAAUUCACACAAAUGGCAGACCUCUUGCACACACAUUUACACACACUGGGGUUGUGUAUUAAGCUGAUUUUUAUUCAUGAGUGUAUUGAAUCUCACAUUUCAUUCAUUAAACUCUGUUUGAGUGUUGCAGUGGAUUUUGCCAUGGACCGUUUGAUUUGGUUAUUAUUCAUUUACGUCUAAUAAAGAAAUAGUUCAACAGUU
Messenger RNA from Seriola aureovittata, 3707 nucleotides. RefSeq names its product glypican-1-like. The transcript has 10 exons. Gene Ontology annotation, biological process: negative regulation of fibroblast growth factor receptor signaling pathway; regulation of protein localization to membrane; cell migration. Gene Ontology annotation, molecular function: fibroblast growth factor binding. The coding region runs from base 743 to 2368 and encodes 541 amino acids. Lineage: Eukaryota; Metazoa; Chordata; Actinopteri; Carangiformes; Carangidae. The record is from RefSeq and is a predicted model, not a curated record. Gene Ontology annotation, cellular component: plasma membrane; cell surface; extracellular region.